AUGCCAAAUCUCAUAAAUGGCUUAAAAGAUAUGUCACUUCCGCUCAUUCUUCUCAUUCGACCAAAAUAUAUGUCCAAUAAGUUUGAGCCCAAUCUUGUGGUCCAUUCUUUCGGUCAAAUUGAAGACUUUGUUCGCCAUAAUUAUUACGGAUUGGUUGGUCUUCGGACUCAUUCACACAUCAAUUAUAUUAAGUCAGCGUCAGCCGAUUUAUUCUUGAAGAUCGCGAUUCCAAUCCAUUCGUCCAAAGGAACUUGCAACGCGAUGUCCAUAGCCGUGACCUGGAUGUCCGUACCCGUGAUGUCCGUGAUGGCCAUGGUGACCAUGGUGACCAUAAUGCCCAUGGUGGCCAUGAUGACUAUGGUGGCCAUGAUGACCAUGACCGGGGUGUCCGUAGCCAUGAUGUCCAUGAUGUGGAUGGCCAUAAGGACCAUACGCGGGAUGUCCGUAAUGGGAGUGAUGUCCCCCUUCGUAGUCGUAAUCCAUAUAUUGAUAACUUAA
Medioppia subpectinata is the source of this 498-nucleotide messenger RNA. Lineage: Eukaryota; Metazoa; Arthropoda; Arachnida; Sarcoptiformes; Oppiidae. The record is from the annotation of a GenBank genome assembly.